UGGGAGGAGCCGGGCCCGGGCCGGUCGUGCCGCCAUGGGGGUGAUGGUGGACGUGCACCAGCUUUACAAGUAUCCCUUCGAGCAGGUGGUGGCCAUAUACCUCCGCAAGUAUCCCAGUCCCAUGGAGAAAAAUGUCACGGCUGUAAAAACAGUUGAAGAGAAAAAUGAUUUGUCUACAGGAAUUGUUUACAGGAGGAGAAUUGCAACAUGUCAGAAUGUAAUUCCAGAAAUCUUAAGAAAGGUGAGUGUCUUACAAGUGUCUGAGAUCUACUUAGAAGAGGAAUCUUGGCUUAAUGUGCAGGAAAGAAAUAUGCUUCUGAAAACACAUUGCCUUACCUGGACAAAAUUUGCAUCUCUGAGUGAAGAAUCUGUCUUCAGGAAAAGUUUGGAAAAUCCAAAUUGGACAGAGUUCAUACAGAAGGGCAGAAUAUCCAUUACAGGGGCUGGGUUGCUCAACUGCGUAUUGGAAGCUUUUGCUCAAGCAUUUUUCAAUCAAGGUGUGAAGAAGGGAAUUAAAAUAAUGGAGACACUUCUACAGGAACAAUAUGGGUGCCCACUUUCCUAAUAAUGAACAAUAUGUAUGUCGUCGAUUUAAAAAAAAAAAAAAGGAGGAAAAGUAUCUGUCUUAAGUUUCACCAGAGCAAUAUUUCUUUAUUGCUAUCACAGUUCCUACAGAAGUUACUCAAACUUUAUUUGCACCAUUUUAAUUGAGGAAAGGGAAGAUUUCAAAUGCACAGCUUGAAGAAAAGAUGUCCAUUAUCUAUAAGUCCUUUUGGGAAGACUUAAGGAAUUAUGCUAUUUAAAGGGACUUUAUGGUUGUAACUUUGUAAAUAGUAUCAUGGAUUUAUCCUGUUAUCUCCAGACACUAAAAGAGAACAAGUGGCAAGAAAAACCCCCAAAAGCUAUAUAUGCAAUGAAGAGAUCUUCUGUUAACCAGCUGCCUUGAGUCUUGUCAAGAAAGGUAUGAAAAACACUUGCGGACUGUUUGGUUUGAAUCUUAAUUCUUAGGGGCAGAAAUUCUUCUCUACAGCAAGGAGAGAGGUAGUUAGCCAUGUCUUCUACAGAAAGGAGGAUCUUCAGUAAUCUUGUCAAAAGGGGAAUGCAUGUUAAAGAAUUGCCAUGCUGUACGAUUUAACAUUUCCAACUUAUUUGCAGAAGUUUAGGGCUGGAAGGGACCUCGUGAGACCUGCAGAACUUGGAGAAAAAAAAAAGAUUAAAGCUUCUUUUAGAAGUUAUACAUGCAGGCCAUUGAAUUAUGCAAAUAUUCCUUUGAAUGUGAACCAGUACAAAGUUUUCCUGCCGAGUCCAUAGUGAGAGCAAAACAGGUAGCUUGGAGAUAGGUGUGACUGUACCCGUUUGUAACCAUCACUGCAGUGAAAAGAAAACUAAUGAUGACAAUGAAAUGUCAACAUCAGUAUUUUGGUGCUCAUCAUUUUGAUAGAAACAUCCAAGUUACAUACCUGUGCCAGUGUGGUAGGAUUCGUUUGGAAGGAUGUUCUACAAAUAUAAAUAUGUCACUGUUCUGGCAGAUGUUUUCUUUUUGUUGCCUUCUGAUAGGAGAAGAGGGAAACGAAUGGGAUUAGGAAGUCUCUGAGUAAAGUCCUUAAAGAAUGAGUGAGAUCUCAUGGACAGAGGUACAUGCAUUUCAAUAGAACAAUUUUGGUUAAAACUUCCAUUCAAGAUGCAGGUAACUUUGGGUCAGAAUUUGUCAUGCCAAAUAAUGCCUUUCUCCACAAUUUAGGAAGUAUAAAAUGGU
Messenger RNA from Gavialis gangeticus (Gharial), 1756 nucleotides. RefSeq names its product PRELI domain containing 2 (gene PRELID2). The transcript has 7 exons. NCBI's taxonomy places the organism in Eukaryota, Metazoa, Chordata, Crocodylia, Gavialidae. The coding region runs from base 35 to 565 and encodes 176 amino acids. The record is from RefSeq and is a predicted model, not a curated record. Gene Ontology annotation, biological process: phospholipid transport. Gene Ontology annotation, molecular function: phosphatidic acid transfer activity. Gene Ontology annotation, cellular component: mitochondrial intermembrane space.